AUGGCUGUCAGCGCAAGAGGAGCUCUGGCGGCAGCCAGAUUUGCUGCAUGGAGACCAACAAUUGCUCAGAAUCACUGCGCGCGGGCAUCUACACUCCUUAAAUCAUCACAUUAUCAUCACCCCACGUUGCUGGCUUCUCUCCCGGCUACAGCCCGGUCUAUCCAUGCACAAACUCACCCAAGGGCCCAAGCAGCGACUGCCACAACCUCCGCCUCCUCCUCUCCCUCCACUUUAGUACCAGCGGACGGAGACGCUUCCCAAAGACCACAAACCAAAGGCUCCUCGAACCCCGCCCUCUCAUUCCCCUGCCUUGACGCCCUAGAUGCCAAAUCAUCCUCUCUCCUCGCACGAUCCCUAACCUCCGGCCCAGAACCCUCGUACACAUCCGGCCACCAUGAAAAGUUCAAAUCCACCGAUCCCCUCCUUCUCGACUGGGGUGGCGUCCUCCCCGAAUUCACGAUCGCCUACGAAACCUGGGGCACCCUAAACAGCGACAAAUCCAACGCCAUCCUCCUCCACACAGGCCUUUCCGCCUCCUCCCACGCCCACAGCACCCCCGCAAACCCCAAACCAGGCUGGUGGGAACGCUUCAUCGGCCCCAAUGCCCCCCUCGACACAGACAAAUACUUCGUCAUCUGCACAAACGUCAUAGGCAGCUGCUACGGCAGCACGGGGCCUUCAUCCAUCGACCCCUCCGACGGCAAACGCUACGCAACCCGCUUCCCCAUCCUCACCCUCGAAGACAUGGUGCGCGCCCAAUCCUCCUCCUCGACUCGCUGGGCAUCUCCACCCUCGCGGCCUCCGUCGGCUCCAGCAUGGGCGGCAUGCAUCUCCAUUAGCGGCUGCGCGCGCAGCCACCCGUACAGCAUCGCCAUGCGCCACACCCAGCGCCAAGUGCUCAUGAUGGACCCCAAGUGGGCGCGGGGGUUCUACUACGACUCCGUCCCGCCGCAUUCAGGCGUGAAGCUGGCGCGCGAGAUUGCGACGGUGACGUAUCGCAGUGGACCGGAGUGGGAGAAGCGGUUUGGUCGCAAGCGGGCGGAUCCCAGCAAGCAACCGGCCCUGUGCCCGGAUUUCCUCAUCGAGACGUACCUCGACCAUGCCGGGGAGAAGUUCUCGCUCGACUACGAUCCGAACAGUUUGCUGUAUGUGUCCAAGGCGAUGGACUUGUUUGAUCUGGGCCGCGAGCAACAGGUGGCUACGGCGGCGAGGAGGGCGGAGACGGCGAAGCGCAUUGCAGCUGCGGGGGGUGAGGUUGGGCCGAUUCUUAGGGAUCCGACGUGUAGUCUUACGUUGCCUGCGCAGCCGUAUGAGGAGCAACCGCCGCCGCCGCCACCACCACCGUCGUCGUCGUCGUUGUCGUCGUCGUCGUUGUCGUCGUCGUCGUUGUCGUCGUCGUCGUCGUCGUCGUCGCAGGGUGUAAACAGUAAUGAAUCCUCGGUAAUUCCUCAAUCUGAAUCCGCCUCCCAAGCCAUGUCCCAGCAGACCCCCCCCACAGACCUCAUUCUAGGCCUCUCCCCAUUAAAAGACCACCCCAUCCUCGUCAUGGGCGUGGCCAGUGACAUUCUAUUCCCAGCAUGGCAACAGCGGGAGAUCGCUCAGGCGCUGCAGGCCGUGGGCAGUUCGCGGGUAGAACAUGUUGAGUUGGGCGAGGACAUAUCACUCUUCGGACAUGAUACGUUUCUGUUGGAUUUGGAGAAUAUUGGAGGGAGGGUGGGAAGGUUUUUGGGCUGA
Molecule: messenger RNA, 1734 nt
Organism: Paracoccidioides brasiliensis Pb18
Product: homoserine O-acetyltransferase
Exons: 2
Coding region: 1-1734 (577 amino acids)
Biological process (GO): L-homoserine metabolic process
Molecular function (GO): homoserine O-acetyltransferase activity; L-serine O-acetyltransferase activity
Source: RefSeq, a predicted model, not a curated record